GUCACUUCCGGGCUGGGCGCUGCACGGGCUCGCGUUUGGAAGGCUUCGUACAAUGGAGGAGGGAGGGGGUGGAAUCCCCCUCCCCGCUGGCAGCGCUGGGCCCCGCGGCCCGGCAGGAGAUGCUAAACCAGAACAAAAAGUUGGUGAGAAGAAGAGGGGUGUGAAGAGACCACGUGAAGACCAUGGUCGUGGAUAUUUUGAGUACAUUGAAGAAAACAAGUACAGCAGGGCCAAAUCUCCUCAACCUCCUGUUGAAGAGGAAGAUGAGCAGUUUGAUGAUACAAUGGUUUGUCUUGAUACUUAUAACUGUGACCUGCAUUUUAAAAUCUCAAGAGACCGUUUUAGCGCUUCUUCUCUGACGAUGGAAAGUUUUGCCUUUCUCUGGGCUGGAGGAAGAGCCUCCUAUGGAGUUUCCAAAGGCAAAGUCUGCUUUGAGAUGAAGAUUACAGAGAAGAUUCCUGUUAAACAUUUGUAUACAAAAGACAUUGAUAUACAUGAAGUGCGGGUUGGCUGGUCACUCAAUACAAGUGGAAUGUUGCUUGGUGAAGAAGAAUUCUCUUAUGGAUAUUCCCUAAAAGGAAUAAAGACAUGCAAUUGUGAAACUGAAGACUUCGGUGAGAAGUUUGAUGAAAAUGAUGUGAUUGCAUGUUUUGCUCACAACUGUGCAGUUGAAUUCAACUUUGGUCAGAAAGAUGAACCCUACUUUUCUGUUCUUGAAGAGUACGCCUUCAUUCAGAAGGUUCCACUAGAAGAUCGGGUUCGUGGACCAAAGGGACCUGAUCAAAAGAAAGAUUGUGAAGUAGUAAUGAUGAUUGGCUUGCCUGGAGCUGGAAAAACAACAUGGGUCACCAAACAUGCAGCAGAGAACCCUGGAAAAUACAACAUCCUUGGAACAAAUACUAUUAUGGACAAAAUGAUGGUUGCAGGUUUUAAGCGGCAGAUGGCUGACACUGGAAAACUAAACACGUUGUUGCAGAGGGCUCCACAGUGUCUUGGCAAGUUCAUUGAGAUUGCUGCUCGUAAGAAGCGGAACUUCAUUUUGGAUCAGACAAAUGUGUCUGCAGCUGCGCAGAGGAGAAAAAUGUGCCUGUUUGCAGGCUUCCAGCGCAAAGCAGUUGUUGUUUGCCCUAAAGAUGAAGACUACAAGCAAAGAACACAAAAGAAGGCAGAGGUGGAGGGAAAAGAUCUUCCAGAGCAUGCAGUUCUCAAAAUGAAAGGGAACUUCACACUGCCAGAGGUAGCAGAAUGUUUUGAUGAAAUAAUCUAUGUAGAGUUACAAAAAGAGGAAGCCCAAAAGCUCUUGGAACAAUAUAAAGAAGAAAGUAAAAAGGCUCUUCCCCCAGAAAAGAAACAGAACACUGGUUCAAAGAAGAACAAAAAGAGUAACAAAAAUCAGUUCAGAGGACAGAGGGGACGCGGAGGAUUCAACAUGCGUGGCAACUUCAGAGGAGGUGUACCUGGUAACCGUGGUGGAUACAACAGAAGGGGAGGCAAUAUGCCUCAGCGUGGAGGUGGUGGUGGAGGUGGUGGUGGUGGCAGCAGUGGUGCCAUCGGCUAUCCAUACCCUCGUGGUCCUGUUUUUCCAAGCAGAGGUGGCUAUUCAAACAGAGGAAAUUAUAACAGAGGUGGAAUGCCCAACAGGGGGAACUACAACCAGAAUUUCAGAGGAAGGGGAAAUAAUCGUGGCUACAAAAACCAAUCUCAGGGCUACAACCAGUGGCAGCAGGGGCAAUUCUGGGGUCAGAAGCCAUGGAGUCAGCAUUAUCACCAAGGAUAUUAUUGAAUACCCAAAUAAACGAACUGAUACAUAUUUCUCCAAAACCUUCACAAGAAGUCGACUGUUUUCUUUAGUAGGCUAACUUUUUAAACAUUCCACAAGAGGAAGUGCCUGCGGGUUCCUUUUUUAGAAGCUUUGUGGGUUGAUUUUUUUUUUCCUUUUUUUUUUUUUUUUUGUACAUUUUUAAUUGCAGUUUUAAAGUGAUUCGUAAGAGAACCUCAGCAUUGUGCACGAUAAGAGAAUGUGUCAGUAUUUCAGGGUUCUACGUUUUAUCUGUAAAAUGUGACUUUUUUUUUUUUUUUUUUUUUUUUUUUUUUUUUUUUUACCACAACAAAAGUAAAACGUUGCUUUGUAUCUGGUGUCUUCUUAUUAAAAAAAUUUUUUUUCUUUUUCCCCCUUCGCCAAUUUCUGAGAAACAGUCGUGAGUCACUGUCCAAUACAAUAGAAAUGUUAGCAACCAAAUUCAUGUAGAGGCUUAUAGUGGCCCUCAUGAAUAUCAUGAGACUGUAAAAGCUCAUAUUACACUCCAUCCUCUCUAUACCGUUUCUAAGGGGGGAGAGGGGCGGAUUUGGGAAGCAAAAGUUUUCUGGCAAUAACUAGAAAGGCUUUUUGUAACUUUGGAGUGCUGUAAAACGGGACAAAGAGGAAAUCCAGUGGUGAAUAGUGAAGGUGGAGUGCAUGUAGAAGAGCUCUUAAAGUGUAAAACUUGGUUGCAUUAUUUGUGGAGGCUCAAACUUGUGAAGGUACAACAUCAUAAAUUCUUUUCCAUUUGUUCUGCAUUUUGAUUCUGAAAAGAAGCUGGCUUUGUCCAUUUCUUAUUAAACAAAACUUGUUGUAAAUCAGUUGUCUAAUGGGAUCUAUAUAAAGUUAGCUGUGUGUCUGUAACCCUUUCCCCAGAAAAUACUGUAUACCUAGUGUGCUUGUAGUAGUUACUCCACCAUUUUGUAAGCUAAUGAAACUGUGAGUCACCCAUUUUAUAUCUAAUUUUUAAUCAUGUCUAUUCUUAAAUGGGUGUAUCUCCUUAGCCUGCUGAUUUCCUUUUCUCUUUAAAAAAGUGGGUGGAGAAAUUAAACUUUAGACGUUUGUUUGCAAUAAAAUAAAUUCAUUUUA
Molecule: messenger RNA, 2887 nt
Organism: Alligator sinensis (Chinese alligator)
Lineage: Eukaryota; Metazoa; Chordata; Crocodylia; Alligatoridae
Gene: HNRNPU
Product: heterogeneous nuclear ribonucleoprotein U
Exons: 14
Coding region: 53-1783 (576 amino acids)
Biological process (GO): CRD-mediated mRNA stabilization; regulation of chromatin organization; negative regulation of transcription by RNA polymerase II
Cellular component (GO): nuclear chromosome; nuclear speck; centrosome
Molecular function (GO): ribonucleoprotein complex binding; poly(C) RNA binding; pre-mRNA binding
Source: RefSeq, a predicted model, not a curated record